UCAGCCUUGGUGGCGUGUGGUCGCCACAAUGUGUUUGACGAACGCGUGCGCAGUGAAAGUUCGUUAGAGAAAUGCGUCUCGCGAUCGCCUUUCUGUUUGUGGUGACAUGGACAGCAGCUCAUGGCUACGACUACGCCUCGGCGUGUGCGCGGCCCUACCGCUCCAAGCGCGCUAAACCUGUACCCGAUGUACCGUGUGAUCUCAGCAAGCAAAGCUACUGCACAACACCAGGCAGUAGCUACCCUUGGCAUGCGAUACGACGGUUCAUUCGAGAGAAUCAGGGUCUUAUGAGGAGAAUGUAUGGAGAAGAACGUCACAUUGCUGUACUUAAAGCAGAAUUAGAAAAUUUCAUUGACGAUGACGACGAUGACAGAAGCAAUGGUUUUUCUGAGGAUCUUAUAAAAACAAAAAUGUUAUACACAAAAAAAAGCAAUGGACGUGCCAUGAAAGAUAAACCACAUUUUAGACCAAUUCAAUCAAAUGAGAAACAGAAAAAAGUUGAUAACGAUAACUUAAAAGUAAAGCCUUUAGACACUUUAAAUAGUACCAACAAAAACAAAGAAAAUCAAAAUUAUACAAAUAAUAAUGAAGCAUCAAACGACGACAAAGGUAUAUCAUAUAAAACUAAACUCGAAAGUAUAGCAAAUAUUGAAAUCAAUAAUUUAGAUCCAGACGUAAUUACUCUAGAAGCUGUCAUAAAACAAAGUAUUGAAGCCAACAGUAUAUACACAAACUUCUCUGGUACUUCAAAAAGUGAAAUACUGACUUCUGAAAUGAAAAACAAUACAGAACGGAACACAAUUGCAACAACAACGGAAAUCGUAGUCAAUACCACAGAAAGUAAUGAUGAACAAUAUGAUGACAUAACAACAGAAACGGGUAAGGAUAGUUGGAAAAGCAACGGUGAUGCUUCGACUUUGCCUCCAACGUUACUUUUCUCUGAGCAUGAAAAAGUUAAAAUCGAUCGUAUUGACACUAAAGAAAAUGAAAAAAAGGAAGAAUUUCAUCCAAAACCAGUGGUACAUCAGGAAACAAUGCGUCCGUCUGUCAUUAAGCUACGAGGAGCAAACGCAUGCGAAACAAAAGAGGAGAUGGCAGCUCCAUUCUGGGCGAACAGCACGCGCGGAGAGAUGCUAGCUCUCCUCAAUAUGUACCCCUUCGAGCAGUACAUACACCUGGAGACGUGCGUGCACAAGCACAAACAAAUGUACUGCAGGGAAGGAUGUAGAUGUGAGCAGCAGUUCCGUCUCCAUCGCUUGCUGGCUUACGAUCCACGUAACGAAUGUCGCGGCAUAUUCGCGGACUGGUUCAAGUUCCCAGCCUGUUGUGUGUGCAAGUGCUAUGACGUGCCCCUCGAAUUCCGCGCUCGAUCACCCAGGAUCCUGCACCCUCAGUACGACGAAGAGGUUAAAAGACUGAUCUACGAGGACGUGGCAAGAGACUGGUACACCAUGUCCUAUGAGGACCCUGAUGAAUUAUAUUGAAAAUUAAGCUCAGUAUAUAGUGUGUAAUUUUGGAUUUACUGUGAAGUUAGCCCAUAAAUAUAGGUAUAAGUGUGAAUUUCUUUAGAAUAGUUAGGACAUUAGGAUCGUUGGGUUGUAUAGGCCCAAUUGUUUCGUCGGUUAAAACCGUCAGAUAGCAGCGCGUUAAAUUUAUAUAUUUUUAAGAAUGGAGAGAGUUUUCGUUUUUAAUUAUUAUAGAAAUGUUUGUAAAAUAAGAUUAGAUACUUAUUAUUUAUCUAAUAACAUAUUCACCCAAAACCCCAACCCCACCAGAAAUAUACAUUUAUUGUAGAUUUUCUUUUAUAAUUUAUUUAUUGAACAGAAGUACGUACAUACUAUUACAUAUAUAGUUUUAAGAUAAUUUUGGAACAAAUAAAAUGAGUUAUAUGCUCAUCAUCAUCAUAGAGUUCGUUCGAAUUUUAGCUAAAUAUCACAUUUUACAAGCCUUUAAGUCACUUGGGGAUAAAUUCUAUUAAGAAUUUGACGCUUUAUCGCAAUCGAAUCGAAAAUCGUUGUCGUUUAACCGUUUUUGACGGUAAUGACGAACCAGUUGCGUUUCAGUCGGAAUCGGAAAAUCGGAACGGAAUAAAAUCGGGAUCGUAUCAUAACCUUUGUAAACUAAUAGAAUUGGCCCCCUAUUAAUGUGUGUGGGAUAAAUCUUGUAACCUUGAUUUUAACUAAUCAAUUGAUCGAAAAUUUUGUACACGCCAAUUACAAAACAACUACUAUUCAAAAAUUUUAAGCAUUUCAGUAGCACACGUUUUAUGAAAUAGUGCAUACAAGCUGGAUUUCAAAAAGGCCCAUUUCAUUAUUCUGUUCAAAAUUUUCUGUUGUUCUUUUUACUAAAAACUUGAUGUCCAUUAAAUUAGAAAAGCGAUCGUAUUACGAGUUUAUUUAUCUUUAUGUAGAAAACAAUAUGCUUAAAUUUUAGAGGAAUAUUAAGUACUUAUCCGCCUUAUAAACGUUGCUUAGGGGUUGUUUAGUUAAACACUGAUUUCACUCUUUCUGUCAUUAUUGAUUCGACAUUCGUAAGAAGAAGACAGCAAUGUUUCAUUAAUUGCCGCUAAGCAACGUUUACAAGCAAGGUCGUAUCUGUUGUAGACAUUAUGUAAUUAGAUGAAUUGUUUUAAUUUAUAAGUUGUUUAUAUGUAAAAUUAAUUAUUUCGUUACUAAUCAUUAUGUUUAAGGCUAGUGAAAAUUGUAAAUUAAAUGUAAAAAUAUAAUUAAUCGUUAA
This is a messenger RNA of Nymphalis io (European peacock), 2736 nucleotides long. It is a transcript of the gene spz4, whose product is annotated as protein spaetzle 4. Gene Ontology annotation, molecular function: growth factor activity; Toll binding. The transcript is spliced from 5 exons. The record is from RefSeq and is a predicted model, not a curated record. Bases 72 to 1484 code for a protein of 470 amino acids. Gene Ontology annotation, cellular component: extracellular region. Gene Ontology annotation, biological process: innate immune response; central nervous system formation; regulation of Toll signaling pathway. NCBI's taxonomy places the organism in Eukaryota, Metazoa, Arthropoda, Insecta, Lepidoptera, Nymphalidae.